Triticum dicoccoides is the source of this 789-nucleotide messenger RNA. RefSeq lists its product as uncharacterized. The record is from RefSeq and is a predicted model, not a curated record. The transcript is spliced from 4 exons. The coding region runs from base 175 to 405 and encodes 76 amino acids. Lineage: Eukaryota; Viridiplantae; Streptophyta; Magnoliopsida; Poales; Poaceae.
GGCCCUCCCCGGCUUUCUAGAAUCUCCAAAAGCCCCUCUUCCUUUUCGCCGGAUCUUCUUGUGCACAUCAUCGCAUAUCCCAAAAAGCAGAAAACGCAAAAGAAACAGCAAUCCAAGCAAUCACGCGGCUGGUGCGAAGCAGCCAAGGACCAGCGAAGGGGGAGGGAGUUGACAAUGGGGCAGUGCGGAUGCUUCGGGGCGGCGCAGAAGGAGCAGCGGGCGGAGGCCGACCGCCUCGAGGCGCAGGAGGCCCGCGCAAGGGCCGCCGAGGCCGCCCAGAAGAGGCAGCAGGAAUAUGAAAAGUCAGCUGCUGGACGAGCAGCACGAGCACAUAUUAAAGCUAUGAAGGAGGCCAAGACAUCAUCAAACCAAGGAGAGCCGGUUCUGAAGUGGCAGAUGGGGUAAAUCAUCGUAUGUGUCCUUGCAACUUUCAGCGUGUUGUUGAUGGUGUGUGGAAGCUUGUUUUCUUUUGAUCAUGCGAUGCAGUUUGGUCACCUAACUCAGUUGUGAUUUUUGUCAGUGAAAUGUACAUCCUUUUAGUCACUGCUAUACACGCCUAUUCAGAGAGUUAUGUAUUGCCCAAUCUGUCUUCUAGAAGUGUGUCGCCUGUUACUGUACAAUCUAUAGACAGUGUUUGUCUGGCAAGGUAGGUAUUUUGCUUACACUUCUUUUGUACAAAGCUACGGGAGCAUGAUACCUGCAACUAUCCAGUGGGUUUUCUUUUUACCAAAGACCAGUCGUGUAGAUGUUCUUGUUGCAUUGAAAGUGCUCACUCUAUGAGAAGAUGGA